This is a messenger RNA of Hansenula ciferrii, 1074 nucleotides long. It is a transcript of the gene CDC10, whose product is annotated as septin CDC10. Gene Ontology annotation, biological process: cytoskeleton-dependent cytokinesis. Lineage: Eukaryota; Fungi; Ascomycota; Saccharomycetes; Phaffomycetales; Wickerhamomycetaceae. The coding region runs from base 1 to 1074 and encodes 357 amino acids. The record is from RefSeq and is a predicted model, not a curated record. The transcript has a single exon. Gene Ontology annotation, cellular component: cell division site; septin ring; septin complex. Gene Ontology annotation, molecular function: GTPase activity; GTP binding; molecular adaptor activity.
AUGUCUGCUACACAACAACCACAUCAACAACAGCAAAACGUUUUCCAACCUUCUUCAUAUGUUGGGUUUGAUACAAUUACAACUCAAAUUGAACAUCGUUUAUUGAAAAGAGGUUUCCAAUUUAAUAUUCUGGUUGCUGGUUAUUCAGGUUUAGGUAAAUCAACACUGAUCAACACUUUAUUUUCAUCACAUCUUGUUGAUUCAUUAGGUCGUAAAUCAAGUACUGAACCAAUUACUAAAACUUCAGAAAUUUCAGUAACAAAUCAUCAAUUAAUUGAAAAUAAUGUUCGUUUAAAUAUCAAUGUUGUUGAUACUCCAGGUUUUGGUGAUCAAAUUAAUAAUGAUAAAUGUUGGGAACCAAUAGUUAGAUAUAUUAAAGAACAAUAUUCUUUAUAUCUUAGAAAAGAAUUAACUGCACAACGUGAAAGAUUUAUUAAUGAUACAAGAGUUCAUGCAAUUCUAUAUUUUAUUCAACCAAAUAAUGUCGGUUUAAAAGCUGUUGAUAUUUUAGCUUUAAAAAAAUUAAGUGAAAUUUCAAAUGUUAUUCCAAUUAUUGCAAAAGCUGAUACAUUAACUUUAGAUGAACGUGAAAAUUUUAGAAAAAUUUUACAAAAUGAAUUUCAAUAUCAUAAUUUAAAUCUAUAUCCAUAUGAUUCAGAUGAUUUAUUAGAUGAAGAAAAAGAAUUAAAUAAUAGUAUUAAAUCAAUUAUUCCAUUUGCAGUUAUUGGAUCAGAAAAUGAAAUUACAAUUAAUGGUGAAGUUUUCAAAGGUAGAAGAACAAGAUGGGGUACAAUAAAUGUUGAAGAUAUUAAUCAAUCUGAAUUUGUUUAUUUAAGAGAUUUUUUAACAAGAACUCAUUUACAAGAUUUAAUAGAAACUACUUCAUCAAUACAUUAUGAAAACUUUAGAUCAAAACAAUUAACUACAUUAAAAGAAAAUGCAUCAUCAAGUGCUCGUGCAAGUGCACAUUUAUCUCAAGUACCAAAUGGAGCACAAAAUAUUUCUACUGGAACAGGUGGUAAUGGUCAACAAGUUCAACAAGGUGGUAAUACUAAUAUCUAUAAACGUGCAUAA